This is a messenger RNA of Saccostrea echinata, 2215 nucleotides long. RefSeq names its product complex I assembly factor ACAD9, mitochondrial-like. Gene Ontology annotation, molecular function: flavin adenine dinucleotide binding; acyl-CoA dehydrogenase activity. The record is from RefSeq and is a predicted model, not a curated record. The transcript is spliced from 18 exons. NCBI's taxonomy places the organism in Eukaryota, Metazoa, Mollusca, Bivalvia, Ostreida, Ostreidae. The coding region runs from base 21 to 2009 and encodes 662 amino acids.
AGCCGAAAUUUGGUCGGAAAAUGUUACGUAUCCCAGUUCAGAGGAUUUUUGCGCAUUCUUUGCGGCCUAGUUUUUUCUUAAAAGAUUGUAAAGACCCUUCUGUCUGUCCUAAAGUUCUGAGAUGUUAUUCCACACAGUCAGUGACAAAAGGCGGCUCAGAUGCAGAAGUAACCGAAAAGCAAACAGAGGAAACUCGAAUUAAGAAGAGUCGACCGUUGACAAAUACACCUUUCAUUCGAGAACUGUUUCUUGGAAGGUUUGCUAAAGAGACAUUAAUUUAUCCUGAAAUGACCAAAGAAGAAUUGGAGAAUCUGAAUCAAAUGGUUCAACCAGUAGAAAAAUUCUUCAAUGAGGCAUUGGAUUCCAAAAGUAUUGAUGUAAACGCAAAGAUUCCUGAUGAUGUUUUACAAAGUCUGAAAGACCUUGGACUUUUUGGACAACAGAUUCCAGAGGAGUAUGGGGGACUUGGACUGAAUGCUACUGAGUUUGCCCGACUGGCUGAGAUCACCGCCUUAGAUGGGUCAAUAGCUGUUACACUGGCAGCUCAUCAAUCUAUUGGCUUAAAGGGUAUUCUGAUUGCUGGGAAUGAUGAACAGAAAGCUAAAUAUUUACCUAAGCUGGCCACAGGAGAACAUACAGCAGCAUUCUGUUUGACUGAGCCCUCCAGUGGCAGUGAUGCGGCCUCCAUUCAGACCAGAGGUACACUGUCAGAUGACGGAAAGACAUUUCUAUUGAACGGAGGAAAAAUCUGGAUAUCUAAUGGAGGAAUCGCAGAUAUAUUUACUGUGUUUGCUAAAACAAAAGUCAUGGUUGAUGGUGUGGAAAAAGACAAAGUAACUGCAUUUAUUGUGGAGCGAGCUUUUGGUGGAGUCACUAGUGGAAAACCGGAGGAUAAAUUAGGGAUCCGCGGAUCUAACACCUGCGAAGUUCAUUUUGAGAACACCCCUGUUCCCACAGAGAAUGUCCUUGGUGAGGUUGGUGGCGGAUUCAAGGUGGCCAUGAAUAUUUUAAACAGUGGUCGAUUCAGCAUGGGAAGUUCAGGGGCUGGAAUCCUCAAAAAGCUGAUUGGAAUGACAUGUGAGCAUGCUGUCACAAGGAAACAGUUUGGGUCCCCACUCUCAGAGUUUGGUCUGAUUCAGGAGAAGUUUGCUCAGAUGACGAUUACGACGUACGCGAUGGAGAGCAUGGCUUAUCUGACAGCAGGAACGCUGGACCUACACGAGAAACCUGACGUCUCAUUGGAGGCUGCCAUUGUUAAGAUAUUCAGUUCUGAGGGAUGCUGGACAUGUGUAAAUGAGUGUCUACAGAUUCUGGGAGGACUCGGCUACAUGAAGGAUUACCCUUAUGAGCGUUAUCUCAGAGAUGGGCGCAUAUUGAUGAUAUUUGAGGGCACCAAUGAGAUUCUGCGACUCUUUGUUGCUCUAGAAGGAAUGAAGUAUGCAGGAAAAGAAUUAACACAGGCUCUCAAGGUAUUAAGAAAUCCUUGGCAGAACCCAGGGGUGGCCUGGAAAAUGUUCAAGAAAGGAUUAAAGCAGAAAUUAAAGAAGAAACCAGAAAGCACAAUAUUAAUCCCACAACCACAGAAAUCAACACUCCAGCUUCCUUCAUCUCUACACAACACACUACAGCUGGAGGCCCAGUAUCUAGAGGGUUGUACCAUAGCUUUUCAGAAUGUUGUAGAGCAUCUUCUGGUGACACAUGGAAAGGACAUAGUGAAUGCCCAGAUGGACCUUGCGAAAGUAGCCAACAUUGUGAUAGAUAUCUAUGGAAUGACAGCUUGUAUUAGCCGAUCUAACAGGUCAUACUGUCUGGGACUCCAGAAUGCGGACCAUGAGAUUCUUCUGACAAAGGCUUUUUGUAAAGAUGCUGUGAAGAGAAUUCAAACAAACGUAAAAGAAAUCUAUGAUGGUCCAGUGAAAAACAAUUCAGAGAAUUAUGAGCACAUCGCUCAGGCUGUGUUUAAACAUGGUGGCUACGCGGCAGCUCAUCCCCUGGAGAGAAUGUGGUGAAGCAUCUGGUCAUGUGACCUUCUGGUCAUGUGACCUACUUAAUGAUUUAUCUUACUGGCCAUUCAAAUAAAACUUUCAGGGAUAGUGAGUGAAUGAGCAUUCUAUGAAGACUUCAUUUCUCUUGAAAACUGUGAUAUAUAGAGGGAAAACAAAAAAAUAAGACAUUUGUAUUUGUAUAUAUAAGUUAUUAAAAUGAUGUUCUUUUU